This is a messenger RNA of Bipolaris oryzae ATCC 44560, 423 nucleotides long. RefSeq lists its product as uncharacterized. The annotation marks the transcript as partial. The record is from RefSeq and is a predicted model, not a curated record. NCBI's taxonomy places the organism in Eukaryota, Fungi, Ascomycota, Dothideomycetes, Pleosporales, Pleosporaceae. The transcript has a single exon.
CUCUUAGGCACCAUGCUCAGCCUUUCGGCCAUCGCAAUACCGGUAUAUCUCGAUACACUUAGGACCCCUGCACAGCUUUACAGUAGCUGGGCGCGAACCUAUCACUACGGCCAUCUGGGUUUGCCCGCAAUGUCCAUAACAACGUGUAUCCUGUACGGCAUCGUGGCGCAGAAGCACAAGUCCGCCAAUAGGCAAUGGCGAAGAUACGUGCUGGCCGCGCUUGUCACGGUGACUAUGGUACCAUUUACAUGGGUCUUCAUGACAAGCACGAACAAUACGCUGUUUGGACUGCAUGCGGAAUCAGAGGCUGUGGGUGGUAGCUUCAGUGAUGCACGCGAACUCGUGGUGCAUUGGAGCAGACUCCAUCUUUUGCGGUCUUUGUUCCCGCUGGCUGGUGCGGUGAUUGGUAUUGGUGGCUUGUAG